This is a messenger RNA of Sitophilus oryzae (rice weevil), 1608 nucleotides long. RefSeq names its product aurora kinase C-like. Gene Ontology annotation, cellular component: spindle midzone; chromosome passenger complex; spindle pole centrosome. Gene Ontology annotation, biological process: mitotic spindle organization; regulation of cytokinesis; protein phosphorylation. The coding region runs from base 129 to 1262 and encodes 377 amino acids. Gene Ontology annotation, molecular function: protein kinase activity; ATP binding. The record is from RefSeq and is a predicted model, not a curated record. NCBI's taxonomy places the organism in Eukaryota, Metazoa, Arthropoda, Insecta, Coleoptera, Curculionidae. The transcript has 2 exons.
AUUUGGCGACGACAGAAAAACCGUUGACAUUUUGAUUUAAAAUUCCAUUUGGUCAGUUUUUUGCCGUAACGAUUGUAGAGAGGUCUUGACUGGAAUAUAUAGCGUAUUACAUUAAAAAACCUGUAGCAAUGUUCAACCGAACUCCUGCAGUUAAAGACAACCAUAGUAAAUCAACAAUAAAUAAAGAAAAUCAACAUGUUAAAAGUGCGGGUUAUACAAUAAAAUCAUCCAUAAGAUCGUCAUCUUCAAGUAAGGAUGGCAAAACAACGAAUUUAGCAAGAACUACACCCUUAAUUGAUCUCAGGAAUCCUACCCAAAGUAAAAUGAACACAGCUGAUAGCAAAGAAAGUGUGAAUAUGAAACCUCAAAUAAUGACGGAAAAGGAACCCCAUAAAACAGAAGCCCCUGCAAAGAAGCAAGAAGAAAAAAAGAAAUGGACUUUAACAGACUUUGAUAUAGGCAGGCCCUUAGGUAAAGGCAAAUUUGGAAACGUGUAUCUUGCAAGGGAGAAAAAAUCAAAAUUUUUGGUAGCUCUAAAAGUUUUAUUUAAGAGUGCUAUUAAAGAGUUUAAUAACGAACAUCAAGUACGCAGAGAGGUAGAAAUUCAGAGUCACUUAAGACAUCCAAAUAUUCUAAGGCUGUACGGCUAUUUCCAUGACGAAAGUAGAGUUUAUUUGAUAUUAGAAUAUGCCCCAAAAGGAGCUGUAUAUGUAGCUCUCAUGAAAACCCCUGACAAAAGAUUUGCAGAAGAUGUAUGUGCCAACUACGUAGCUCAGAUUGCAGAUGCCUUAAAAUAUUGUCAUGCAAAAAAAGUGAUUCAUCGAGAUAUAAAACCUGAGAAUUUACUUUUGGGUAACAAUGGUGAGAUUAAAAUAGCAGACUUUGGCUGGUCAGUACAUGCCCCAAGUUCAAGAAGAACCACUUUAUGUGGAACAUUAGACUACUUAUCUCCUGAGAUGGUUGCUAAUAAACCUCACGACGAAAAAGUUGAUCUUUGGUCGCUUGGCGUUCUGUGUUAUGAAUUUCUUACAGGAAAACCUCCAUUUGAGGCUAGCGAUUUUGAGAGUACCUACAAAAGAAUCUGUAUGGGUGCCUUCAAUUUUCCACCAUUUGUUUCAGAAGGCGUUAGAGACCUUAUUAAAAGACUUUUAGUGGUGAAACCAGAAAAUAGACUGGAUUUAGAUUCUGUUCUGAAACACCCGUGGGUAUUAGAACAUUUGAAGACUGAAGAAGCAACACCAAGCACUGCACCAAAAGAAUGAAUGAAUUGUGAUAUAGAUUUUUCUAGGGUAAAAUUUAUGGUUUUUAUUAUGUAUAUCAGAGGUAGAUGAUGUAGACCAGUCUAUACUGAUUUUUACUGAGUAGUGCUAGCCGUUUUGGAGGAAAAUUUUAUAAAUUCCUAAUAUGAAAUUCACUUUCAUUUUUAGUACAUUACUUUUAAUAAUUUAUAUUAACAAAGCAAAACUCAUAUUUUAAGAUAUUUUUUGUAUAGGUAUUGUUAUUUGAACAUCUAAACUAAUUACUGUCUAUGUAAGACUGUUUAAAAUACUUAUUUAAUGUCUAUUUUUAAGGGAUUUAUUAAUAAAACUCUUGUUUUAUGAUAUAAAA